GCAUAAAUACUUGAGCAGAUAAAGGCAAAAACUUGCAGUUUACGGGAAACAAAACUCGUUGCCUUCGAACAGCACUUCUUGGUGUUUUCCCCCUUCAAAUAUUUUCUAGCUGCUAUGGAAUAGCUUGUUUAUAUCUAAUAGAACACUAAACAGCCUGAAAGAAGGCAAAGGCUGCCCACAGCUCAUAGCUGGGCGUCCCUGAGCGCGAGCUCGCGUGCGAAAUGGGGACGAAUACAGGUGUAGAAGUACGGAUAGGAUGGGAGGAAAGCGAGCAGAAGGAGUUCCUCAAAGCCAUCCGGCAACCCCUUAUGGUCCAGACGCCCCUCCAGCUCGUCGUGGAGCAGCUCUUUCAGCGCAUCCAGUCCCAAGCGGCGUACCUGAACCAGAUGAAGGAAAAGAUGGAGCGGAUAGCCGUGAAGGACGUGACGGCGGAUGAGCUGCUGGAGCGCAUAAGGCUGCUCGAGUCCAAACAGGGCGAGGCGGCCGGGCCCAAACUGGACCCCUUCAACCAGCAAGAGAUCCUAUCGCGACUGGAGGCGCUGGAGAACAAGCUGGCAGACCAGGCGGCGGCCAGGUCCGAGUGGGCAAGCAGCGGCGAGGGCAUGGCCGACGUGGAGUCCCGCCUAGCCCGACUGGAGUCGCGGCUGUCGGGCGUGUACAACCUCAACGGCAAACUGCUGGCCCUGGAGCAAAUCGCCGGCGGCCUGGGCGUGGCCGUGCCAGACCUGGAGUUCCCCACAGGCGGCGGCCCGCCGCCGGCCGGCGUGCCGCCGCUGCAGCUGGCGGCGUGGCGGCCACCGACGGCGCCAGAGGAGCAGGCGGCGGCGGCGGCGGCGGCAGGGGCGGCUGCUGCGCCGCCGCCUCCGGCGGACGAGCUGUGGCCUUCGGCCACCAAGCUCGGCGUGGCCGCGCGCGGCGCCAGCGCGGCGGCGGACGGCGCCUCGGCGGCGCCCGCCGCAGCGCCGCCAGCCGGUGCGGCCUCCCCCGGCACAGCGCCCGGCAGCGGCCACCCCUCCACCUCGGGUAUGGCGGCGGCCGCGGCGCCGCCGCCGCCGCAGCUGCCGCUGCCGCGCGUCGGCUCGCCAGUGUACCUCAGCCCGCGCGGCCUCGCCGCAGGCGCCGCCGGCGGCGGCGCCCCCACCGGCCCCAGCCGCCUCGGCAGCAUGCUGGGUGCCGGCGGCGCGUCGGCGGCGGCGCAGGCCAUUGUCGGCGGCCUGACGGCCGGCGGCGCCGCCGGCGCCACGGGCUCCAGUUCGCCCACCAUCGCGCCCAUUGGCGCCGGCGGCGCCGCCGGCGGCGCGCGGGUGGCGGCGGAGCUGGCGGCGGUGCGUGCGGAGAACGAGGCCCUGCGGGAGGGCUUGGAACGGCUGGGUCAGCAGGUGGCGAGCCUGCGCAGCGGACUGGGCUCAAAUGCAGUGGAGUCGCUCAGCCGCCUUCAGACGGUGGAGGAGGGCGUGGGGUCGUUGCAGGCGCAGGUGGCGGAGCUGGCGGCGGCGGCGCGCGCCGCCGCCGGCCGCACCGGCUCCGACGUCACCUUUGCCGACCUCAACCUGGUGAAGAGCAGCGUGGAGGCGGUGGCGGCGGAGGGCGCCAAGCAGGCGGCGGCGCUGGCGGCGGUGACGGAGCACGACUUGCCGGCGCUGGCGGCGCGACUGGAGGAGGUGGCGGAGGGGUUGAAGAAGGGCGGCGAGCCGCGUGACAUGGACACGUUGUUCCAUGAGCGGCUCAACGGACUGGAGGCGGCGCUGGGGGAUGUGCGCACGGAGCUCAAGGGGGCGAUGGAGGAGCGGCUGGAGGGGGCGCCCACACUGGAGGACCUGCAGGCGCUGGAGGAGGCGCUGGAGGGCCGCGCCAGUGCGGACGCGCUGCGGCAGCUGCAGCUGCAGACACACGCCCUGGGCCAGGCCGUCGCGGGCGUCAGCGACGCACUCGCGCUACGGCCCGAGCUGGGCGACCAGCUGCGUAGCGCCGCACACGCGCUCGGCACCGGCGCCAACGGCGGCGGCGGCGGUGGCCUGGGGCCCAUCGCAACCAAGAUGCGCUGCCUCACAUGUGACCAGCCGGUGGCAAUGCCGGGAGGUGGCGGAGGCGGUGGUGGUGGUGGCGGUGGUGGUGGUGGGAGCCGGCAGGGCGGCAAGCAGGGCGGGAGCUUCUUGCCGAGGCUGGAGAGCAUGCCGGCAGCAAAGGAGGGGCCGCCGGGGGGCCCGGGGCUGGGGAUUGCGGAGCUGCGUGCGAGCAAGGAAGAGCGGCUGGCUGGGCUGAGCGUGGGGGGCACCAGCGGGCACGGGUCGCGAGGUGGCGGCACGCUCAAGGCGGGGGAUCUGGAUGACUACGCGAAUGGGACGGGGUUGGGGAUGGGUUUGGGCGGGGGCCAGGGGAGGGACGGCAGCCCGGGACGGCAGGUGGCGGCGGGGCGCGCGGCGCGGGUGCCGGUGGGUGGCAAGCCCGGGAACCUGGGGCACGGCUCCAAGCCGGUGUUCUUGUGAGCGGGGGCAGGUGUGGUGUGAACGAUAGGUGGGGUGAUGAGUAAGUGUGUGUGUAUGGUCUCUGUGUGUGUAAGGUUGGUGUGAUGGUGGAGAGCGGGUGUGUGGCGCGGGGAUCGCCGGCGGCACAGUGGUGACAGAAGGGGGUGACCGUUGAUACACUAGCAUGUGGUGAUAUGCUGCCGUUGACCAGAGGUGAUCUUGACACAUUGGGCAGGACUUCAGGCGGGCUAUGCAAUGAGCCAAAGCUGCUAGACAGAGCCGACUGACUGGGAGGCCUGACGUGGGCUUCGCAGAUACAUGACUAACUUGACGCAGUGCUUGGUCGGUUGUAGUGGGUGCAAAUCUAGUCACACACAACAACGGACAAGUUGGUACCUAGGCAGUACCCUCACUUGAUGCCGUGGCAAGGGCCACGACGUGACUCAUUGAACUUUGCAAUGCAAGCAGUAAGGUGCUGGCCAUAUAGCAGGGUGCACGCGGCGAAGAGGGGCUCGCAGUGGCGACCAGCGUUGUAAUGUCACUGAACU
Molecule: messenger RNA, 3013 nt
Organism: Chlamydomonas reinhardtii
Lineage: Eukaryota; Viridiplantae; Chlorophyta; Chlorophyceae; Chlamydomonadales; Chlamydomonadaceae
Exons: 5
Coding region: 222-2486 (754 amino acids)
Source: RefSeq, a predicted model, not a curated record